CGAGAGCACUGCCCGAUCCAUCAAAGCGUCUCCUUCUUCUCCUCCUCGGCGGCGGAAGGCGAACAGCGAGGAACCCUAACCCUAACAACCAGUAGAUCCGAUCUGCAAGGUAGGUUCCGACCCCUAACCGUAAUCAGUAGUUCAUAUCCGGUUCCAACCCAGCCUGAUUUCUCGAGUCUUCGGUGAUUGAUUCGUGCUUGUUUGCACGAUGGCGGCUUCCCUUCGCGCGGCGGCGACGAGGAUCCUCCGUCCGGCGGGCCAGGGGCUUCGCCGGCUCGUCCACACCCAGGAGCAAUCUAGAUCCACCCCUUCCUUGGAGGGAGGAGACCGUGCAGCGCAAAUCCAGCAGAAGAAGGAGGAGCUGUAUGAUCUCAUUGCCCGUGCUCAGUCCAAGAAGGUUGGUCUAUUUUACACGGCUGCCCAGGGAGACAGACUUGUGCUCAGGAUUCUCUCCACACAAAUCAAGCCAAGACCAAAUGACCCUCAAUGGCGCUGGAUAACUACAGCCAAGAAGGUGACUAUGUGUUCUUCGGCUGCAAUUGUUCUUGGUAUUGCUGCGUUCACUCUUCCUGACUUAGCUACUCGUCCUGAAUACAAGCCAAUGAAGUGAAAGAUGAAAGGUAUCUUGUUUGAUGGAGAAGCAAGAUGAUGUAUAUCAGUUCUAUUCCUGCACUAUUAUCUGUGACUCUUAAAAUACAUUACUAUGAUCUGUCACCUAUGACUUGAGUAUUAUUAUAUCUGGAUGAUUUGUGAUCGCAUUGUAAGAUAAUUUGUGAUGUUGCUGACA
Triticum aestivum (bread wheat) is the source of this 787-nucleotide messenger RNA. RefSeq lists its product as uncharacterized. NCBI's taxonomy places the organism in Eukaryota, Viridiplantae, Streptophyta, Magnoliopsida, Poales, Poaceae. The coding region runs from base 209 to 610 and encodes 133 amino acids. The record is from RefSeq and is a predicted model, not a curated record. The transcript is spliced from 3 exons.